Messenger RNA from Drosophila subobscura, 2216 nucleotides. RefSeq names its product neprilysin-4. The record is from RefSeq and is a predicted model, not a curated record. The coding region runs from base 30 to 2135 and encodes 701 amino acids. The transcript has a single exon. Lineage: Eukaryota; Metazoa; Arthropoda; Insecta; Diptera; Drosophilidae. Gene Ontology annotation, cellular component: plasma membrane. Gene Ontology annotation, biological process: protein processing. Gene Ontology annotation, molecular function: metalloendopeptidase activity.
GAUAGCUUCACAGACACAGCUCCGGCAGCAUGUCGGACUGUUCCAUGGCCUGGCUAUUCCUUGGCCUUCUGCUGUUCCUGCUCCAAAAGGAGCUCUGCACCUCCGCAGCGAGCGAUGCCACCACCUCGACUGGCAGCAGCUUCCAGCGCAUCUACCAAACCGAACAGACACUGCGUAAUGCCAAGGGCAAGGAGAUGCGCUCGUACAUGAAUCUCAGUGUCGAUCCCUGUACGGAUUUCUACGAGUAUGCCUGCGGUGGCUGGCAAGCGGCAGCCGGCCCCCUGCUGCAGCUGCACCAACGCACAGAUGUGGACCUGCUACGCUUGCUGGAGGAGACUGCCCAUCGGGAGGACAGCGGCGUGGCCAGGCAGGCCAAGGAGUUCUACAAGUCCUGCCUGGUGGCCCAGGCACAGCAGAGCCAGCAGCAGCAGCAGUUCCUCAGCGAACUGAUCCAACAGAAUGGCGGCUUUCCCGCCGUUCCCGGAUCCAAUUGGGAGGUGCAUCAUCACGACUACGACUGGCUGAAGGUCUUGGGGGAGCUGAGGCGCCGCUACGGGCUAGACAUACUGAUUGGUCUAAGGAUCGGCUACAACUAUGAGAAUGUCCAUGAGAACAGCAUCUAUUUGAGCGAACCGAGCACCCUGAUCCCCAGGGAACUGUGCACCCAGAAUCGCCUCGAUAUACGCGACAUGGCCUAUGAGCCGCUGGAGCGGCGCGUGGCCGCUGAACUGAAGGCCUGGCUGGCUGUCAGCAAUGAUGCAGCCGCCCGUUUGGCCGCGGAUAUUCUGAGCUUCGAGCACGAGCUAUGCGGCGGCAUGAUGCAGGACUUUUCUGACUCCCCCUGGGAUGCCGAACAACAGCUCUACGCUGGAAAUUACACGCGCAAGACCCUUGCGAACUUCUCCAAAGUCUACGAACUGAAUCUGGAGUCGUAUGUGACGGCUAGUUAUGGGAAAGUGAUCUUCAAGCCAGUGUACAUGGCCGCACCCAAGUACUACCGCCAGCUGCAGCGCACAGUGGCCGCUCACAAUUCCAGCCAAGUGGCCAACUACAUCAUGUAUCGGGCACUGUCCGCGGUGACCUUUCCCCUGGAGGAUCGCACGCACUUGAGGCGCAACGUGUGCCUGGGACUCAUCAAGCAGCACCUGCCCACGGCCCUGGGGGAGCUCUAUGCCCGGCAGUUUGCCAGCGAGGAUGCGCGCAAGGAUCUGGAGACACUCUAUGGCCAGCUGCAGGACGCUCUGAAGCAGAGCCUGAGCGCCGAGUGGCUGGAGGAGGGCAGCCGGCGUGUGGCACAGCGCAAGCUGUCGGACUUGAAGCUUCACUUGCCCCACUACGAGCGGCCAUUGAACUACAAGCUGCAGCUGGAGCGGAACAACUACUGGUCGAAUCUUCGCCAGCUGCUGGGCGCUGUGCAGGAACAGCAAAUGGGUCGCCUCUUCGAGGAGGAGCUCCCCGCGCCCAGUGACCCCGUGGAGGCGUAUGAGGCACGAGUGCGGUACCGCCCCGUCCAGCGGCACAUCGACAUAGGGUUGGGCCUGCUGCAGGCUCCCUUCUACGAUCCGCACUACGGGCAGUCGCUGCGCUAUGCGACGCUGGGCGUGGCUGUGGCACGCCAGAUGGCCAUGGCCUUCGAUGAUCCACACUGGUCCGUGGACCUGCUGGAGCGGGACCAUUGGGAUGGUCUAACCGCCUGGAGAUAUCACGAUCGGAGCGAGUGCUUCAGCCGCCAGGUGGAGGAGUAUCUGCACGCCAAUGCCAGUGCCACGCGGCAGCUGAUCGCCGACAGUGCCGCCCUCAAUGUGGCCUUUCGAGCCUACCUCACGUGGCUGGGCUUCAAGGAGCCGAACAACGAUUUCAAUCUGCUCUCCAAGGAGACCCUUCCAGGCCUUAACUACUCCAAUACGGCGCUCUUCUUUGUGGCCUACGCCCAGCAGCACUGCAGCCGGGAGGAGAGUCAUCGUUGGUCGUCUUCCUGGGCCAAAGAGCUGCCAUCGUACAGUGCCCAGCAGAAUCACACUUGGCCACGCCUGCAGGUCAAUGGCCCCUUGCGGAAUCUUGAGGAUUUUGCCAAAGAAUUCCAUUGUCCCAUGGGUUCGGCCAUGAAUCCGGCAACCAAGUGCAACAUAUACUAGGAAGCCACAAAAGCUUGAUGAUAAACUUAGGAAUUGUAUCGAUAAAUGUUCAAGUUUCAAUAGAAAGGUUCUAGAAUUUAA